Messenger RNA from Ostrea edulis (European flat oyster), 7412 nucleotides. RefSeq names its product ELKS/Rab6-interacting/CAST family member 1-like. Gene Ontology annotation, cellular component: cytoskeleton of presynaptic active zone. Gene Ontology annotation, molecular function: structural constituent of presynaptic active zone. The coding region runs from base 325 to 3570 and encodes 1081 amino acids. The transcript has 15 exons. Gene Ontology annotation, biological process: maintenance of presynaptic active zone structure; regulation of synaptic plasticity; neuromuscular synaptic transmission. The record is from RefSeq and is a predicted model, not a curated record. Lineage: Eukaryota; Metazoa; Mollusca; Bivalvia; Ostreida; Ostreidae.
UUUAAACACCGGAAAUAGAAUGAGUAUAAAUAUUAAUUAAGACGGGCUGCUGAGAAAGUUGUCUGCAAAUGUUGAAGUUAUUUCGAAGGCGUUCAGAAGGUGUUAGAAAUUGGUGGACGUGGGCAAAAUGUUAUUCCACUCCAUGUUAAAAUUAACCAGCAUGUGACAUUUCUGACUGAUUUGAUUCGAGAAACCGUCUUUCUUUUCGUGUGACGGACUUUACUGAUAGUGAUCGCUCCAGCCCCUGCGGAGAUGGUAAUUCUCGCACUCAAGAGGAUAAUGGGUUUUGCAUAAUUUUCUGAUGACUAGACGUCGUAAAUCAAAAUGUUCAGUAAAAGCAAGAAAUCGAAAGAAGGAAAGGUGCGCAAUGGGAAAGAUAGCCCUAGUCAUGGCCCGUUCAGCAGCAUGACCGCCUCGUUACCGAAGAAUAUCUUCUCUGGGAAAACCCGAAAGAAUUCUGGAGGUUAUGUGAUUGCGGAUGGAGUAACCCAUACUUCGUCUGCCAAAAACGGCCAGACCAUGGGGUCAUCAGAAAUACUAACCCGGUCCCAGACACUGAGUCAUUCCCCAGCACAUGCAUAUUAUUUUGAAGGAGGGACAAACAGUCAUGGUGGGGGAAGCCCAUACCACAGUCCCGCCAAUCCAGCCCUAUCUAACCCUGCCCUGUCCAACGCCCAUGGGAGUCCCUUCAGCAGCCCCACCAAUUCUGGAGGGAAAGCAAGCACUCUUGGUGGUGUUCGGUCACUGAGGGAAAAAUACGAGCACGAGACAAGUCCCCAGCUGAGUGACCGGUCACUUGAGAGACAGAUUGAUAGACUUCAUAUGUUAGCACAGAGUGAGUCUAAUUCUAGCAUUAGUCCAAGAGACUUGCACAAUUACUCCAUGACGUCUAGUUUCAGUAGAGAUAGAGUUACAGACAGAGAAUAUCCUCAUAUGGGAGCAAGGUCGUUGGAGCGUGACCACCACUACCCAGGACGGUCACGCUCAAUGGAACGCCCGGACUACACAACACAGUUAUACAACCAAGAAAUGAGAAACUUUCGUGACACUUUCAUUCUGGAUUUGGAAGGACAAAUAGCUGAUUUGAGCAAGGAAUGUGCCAAGCUUCACCAAGAGCUGGACUCGACCCGAGAGAAGCUUAGCUCCAGCAUGAACAGCAUAAAAACAUUUUGGAGUCCAGAGCUGAAAAAAGAAAGGGCCCUAAGAAAGGAAGAAAGUGCUAAAUAUUGUUUGUUAAAUGAACAACUCAAAGUGGCUCAGGCCGAGCUAAAGAAACAGUCGUCUGUUAUCCAAAGUUUGGAGAACCAAGUCAGCCUGGGUGAAGAUGUUGAAGCAAGUUCACGGAUUUCUCAGCAAGAAAAUGAGAUUCUCCAGAGAGAGAAAGACAAGCAAUCAAAAGAAAUACUCAUCUUACGUAAGACAGUGGACGAGAUGGAGUUGCGGAUUGACAUCCAGAAACAGACACUAUCUGCCCGAGACGAGAGCAUGAAGAAACUGCUCGAGAUGUUACAGAGUAAGGGUCAUUCAAUCAGUAAUAUACAGGAGAACCAGCACGAGAUCGAGAGUCUGCAGGCGCAGCGACUCGAAGACGAGCGCAAAAUCAAACAGCUCCAGAAUGAACUUAGUCAACAGUCGGAUGAGUCCACUGCUCUUAAAGAGGAAAAGAAUCAUCUCUCUGACGAGCUAAAACAACUGAACCUGCAGUUGAAGCAGAUGCCAGCCAGCACACACACGAUGAAAGCCAUGCUAGAAGCCAAGGACUCUCGUAUCGCUGCUCUGGAGAAGGAUGUCCAGGCUCUGGAGGACCGUAUCAUGAAAAACCAGGUAGACGGAUCCGAGGGGAGUGGGAAGAAGGAGACCGGUCCCAAAGACAGCUUAUCUAGUAAAGAAAAACAGCUCAGGCAGGAGGUUGAGAGGUUGAAAACAGAAUUGUCUAGAAAGGAAACAGAACUAGAGGGUCUGAAAUUGAAAGUAGACACAUUGACAAGUCAACAGUCUGAGAACAAGCAACACAUCACAGUACUGAAGGACCAGGUGUCUGCUAAAGACAAACAGCUAGCCAUGUUACAGUCAGAGAUUGAUGAAAUUAGAGAGAAGUUGAAGGAGAAGAACUCUACUAUUGAUAAGAAUGACCAGAAAUCCCAGAGUCUGCAAUCUGAGAAAAGACGCAUAGAAAGCGAGAUAACAGAGCUCCGUGAGCAGAUAGAGACAAAGGAACGAAAAAUCACUCUCCUACACAGAAAGAUUGAAGCUCUGGAAGAAGAUGUAAAAGAAAAAGAUGCAACAAUAUCUCAGCUGAAGGCAUCACAGACCCACAUGGAGACCACCACUUCUGCCAUCGCAACUCUAGAGGAGACCAUUACAGAGAAAGAGAGGCAGAUAGAGAGGCUGAAGGAACAGAGAGACCGGGCUGAAUCGGAGCACCAGGAGGAAUGUGACCUCUACAUGAAACGAAACCAUGAACUGAAGGGUCAGGUGGACAAACUACAACUGGAGGUCACAGACAGACAGACUGAGCUUUGUGAACUGAGAGAGAAGGUGACAGAGGCAGGGUCUGAGAAGUUUAAAACUGAGGCUCGCAUCAAACAUCUGGAACAGGAAGUUCAUGAAAAGACAGAGGAAAUUCAGAAGCUAAAGGCUGAUGUUGAGGAGAAAACAAUAGCUGCAAAGGAAACAACUAAAAAUGAAGAGGGUGAGAAGAAGAUUACGGACCUGACGUCUCUGGUAGAGAAACAGGAAGAGGAAACAAAGUCAUCCAAGGCGGAGAUGGAGAGGUUACAAACUGUCAUUACAGAGAUGGAAGACGAUAAGUCUAAAAAAGAGAAGGACAUUGCAGAAAUGCAGGACAUAAUAAAAGAGUACAAGCAAAAAAUGGGAACCUUAAAACGUAGCCAGCAGAUUGAGAAGAAGAAGAGUGCCCAUUUAUUGGAGGAGGCGCGGCGAAGAGAAGGGGACCUCAAUGAAGAUGCCUCACAACUGAAGGAUGCUGUGAUUGCCAAGGGAGACAGAAUAGAGGAACUGGAGGAAGCACUGAAAGAAAGUGUCCGGAUCACAGCAGAGCGAGAAAUGGUGAUGGUGGAACAGCAGCAACAGCUGGAGGAGGCGGAACGCAAGGUAGCUGAGCUGACGAUGGAGCUUGCGCGGAACAAGACUACGGAGAACAGCGCACGGGUGAACUUCCUGACCAAGCAGCUGGAGGAUAAGGAGAUGAAGCUGAAGAAGCUCCAGUCUGAGAGACACAAGCACCUGGAAGAGGUGUACGAAAUGAAACAAGAGGCCAUUCAGGCUGCUAUGAGUGAAAAGGAUGCCAACAUUGCACUUUUGGAGAUGACCAGUACAAAACAGAGAAAGAACACUGAGGAAAUAGAAAAACUGAACCGAGAGAAAGAAAAGUUACAGCAACAACUCAAGGAAGUGACACAGAAUCGGAUGAAGCUGAUUCAAAAGCAGGAGAGACGAAGCGAGUCCCUGGGGCGUUCCAAAAAAUCUCCAAGUCACAAGUCCAAGGGGAUGUCACCAGACCGUGUCAACCCGUAUGUUCUCACCGCCCCUGCUUCUCUAGAUUCAUGACACACGCUACAGGAUAACUGACCCGGGUCAUCAUUGCAGGAAAACUAACCAAUAGAGUAAUGCUAAUCAAUGAUUACAGGACACCGGUAACCGGAAGAACUUUACAGGAUGACUGAUUGUCUACCAUGAUGAAAAAAGACAAUUGCAAUGAAUGUGAUCUGUAUUAAGACUAAAUACAUUUAGGUUAUUUAUAUCAUUUUGAAUGCAAGAAUCAUGACAUGCUGAGACAUGGUCCACUGUGCAUGGAGCUAUGUAGAAUGCAGUUGUCAGACAUUUACUUCUGACAUUUAGACAAGAGUACUUGAACCUUUAAUCAGUGAGAAAUUUAAUUUUACUUAAAUUCGUAAAGUCAUCUUGUACGAAAAAAUAUGAAUCUCUUGAAUAUUCAACCAACAGGUUAACUUUGGUAGAUUUAUGUAAUGUGAACAAUUUUGAUACUGUAUUUGGGAAAAUCAUGUUUCACUGAUCAAUCUAGAUCACCAUGGGAACUUGCAGAAAAUGAAUCCUCGCUAAGUUUUAGUGGUUUAUGAUUUAUAGUAUUUCUUGAUGUGGGCCACAAUUAAUUCCCCGUGCUGUAGACCAAACCCAGUUUGACCAACAACAACAAUAGCUUCUGUGAUUGAUGUAUAAUUCUUACACCCUGCGACCAUACUACAAGAUUUCCUUAUCUGUAUAUCCUGGUGUGAAAUAAGUAUCAGAGUUAAUCCAAGAGAUCAACAGAUUCCUCUUCACAGAUAUUGUCUCUGGAGAAUCUGGUAAAUGAUGAGGAUGCUAAGGGAGAGAACUGUAGUGAACUUGGUUAAGGAUACAGUGUGUUGAAUGUUUUCUAGCGCUUUUAAUAGUUAAUGGCCAGUAUUGUAUUACACUGUUUAUUCAAAUCCCUUUUAGUCCCGAUACCUUUCUGCAAAGUUUUGUCUGCUGCAGUGAAUAAUGCACAUCACACAAUGACCUUACAUGUGUCUGUUGAGGUGAUAUUUAGUGAGAGUAUAUACUAAUGCUAUGCUUUGAUGUACUAGAGUCCAGUUCAUGUACUUAAAGAAGGAAUAGGGUGCACUAUAACAUGACAUGAUAUUACCUCAAAAGCUGAGAACAACUCUGCUACCUUUUUUCUGGGCCAGAGGCAAUACUGAGUGUGUGGGGGUGUAAUCAAUCUGAUGUACUGUUUGGAAUAGUCAUGAUUUAGCGCUUGUCGAUGUGUUUCAUAGUGGAUGAAUAUUUUAGCACAGCUGUAAAGUAGUACUCUUGCUUCACUGCCAAAGGUGCUAUAAUACAUGUAUGAGUCCCGCUAAAUUAAUGGUGUGUACGCAUACAGUAUUCUGUGAUCGAAGAUAGGGGUUUAUUUCCAAGAUGCAGAGCGCAAAGGAUGCUUAAUCAUGUGAGAUUUGUUUUUGAUAAUCUUUUUUCUGAAAAGAGAUUUAAGGUAAUUUUCGAAAGAUUCAAAUUUUAUUUAUUAAUAUAUUGAGUUUAUUUUUAUGUGUGGAAGCUUUAAUGACAAUAUGAAUUCCAUUGAGAUUUUUCCUCUCUGUGUGGCUUGCUGUUAUGGUUUGUCUUGUGUGACAAAUUGCCAUAGCGGAAGGUAAUAAAAUAAUGUUGUGAUUUACACUGUGCAGUUUUAGAAAUGUGGCGCAACCGCGUAUGGAAUAUUUUUUUCCUUUUUUUUUUUUGUAAGAAGGCUUAAAUGCAGAGAAAGAUGGACUAUGUAAUUCAGUGUUGUAAAGGACUAUUUCCAAUUCAAUACACACAUUUUUUUAUCUUGCCAAAAUAUCUCUCCUUGAUGAUUCUUUCUCACUGUCCAGUGUUAAGUGAGGACACCCUCACCAUGUUUAGGGGAGAAUACACACAUCAUUGUUAAGGCAGAUCUAAUAGAUAGGGACACCUGGAUAUGCUUUUCAAAUACUGUAAAUAAAUUGUUUUUGACAGAGAAUAUCAGUAGGUAUAUGUCCCCACACCACUAAUGUAAUGUUUUAUAUUUUUCACAUUAUGUGGGUCAUGUUUAUGGGGAUGUAACUGUAAGGGCAGAAUAUUUGUUUUCACAGUACACUUCUUGCCACAUAAAGAUUGUCCUCACUUAACGAGUUUUAUCCCUCUCUCUCUCUCUCUCUCUCUCUCUCUCUCUCUCUCUCUCUCUCUCUCUCUCUCUCACAUCAUUAUUAAAUCUAAGGUAAUAUAUUAAAUCUCUUUUAAAUGCACUACCCAGUUUGUAGUUUAUGAUGAAUCAAAGCUAUAAUCAAUCUUUCAAGAACAUUUGGCCUGAAAAAAUUUAAUGGUGGAAAUUGUUGAAUCAUAGACCCACUGCUUGCAUUAACAUGUCAAUGCAUUAGCAUAAUGAUAUCAGUUGAAUAAUAUGUGACAGGUACUAUGUGUAUAACUUUUUCUACAUUUGCAAUGCAUGCAGGCAAUAUUUAGCCAAAUAUUGAUAUUCUUUUCCUGCAUAUACAAAGUAGCUUAAAUAGAGGAGCUGCACUAUAUGUAAAGAACACUCGCACUUUCGUUUCUGUUAACCAGAAUCCAUAUUUGCAUGUACACGCUUGAAAAACUUAACUGCAUAUUUAUUUUUAGGUGUGUAUUUUUGACCUUGAUAUACACCUACCACAAGUUAUUUUUAGAUUCACUGAACGCGGUGCUGUUUGUGUAUUAAUUUAGUUUAUAAAAAUUUCAAUACUACGAUUGUGUUCAUUUUCAGUUGAUUUUGCAGCAACUAAGUCCUUUUAGAUUGUUUAUUUGUUUUUGUAAGUUGUAUACUGCAUUACAUGUAUUUGAAUGUCUGUUUGUAUGUUUAUUUUUUUUUUUCAUUCACAUUCAAUUUGUCCCAUUUUAUCAAAUUAACAGGAAGGGAAAUAACUCUUUCAGCUUCUGUUGGAUUGGGUAUGGUUCCAUUUUUGAAAUCCACACUCGAUUAAGAUAAGGAGAAAUUUUAUUAUAGUAUGUCUUGUAUUGUGAAAAAAUGUUUUGUUAUCAAUUCUGAUAUUAUAUUUUUACUUGAUUUUUGGUAAACAUUUUGAUAGAGAUUAGUUUUACAGUAUUUGGGAAAAUGAAAUUCUCUGGUAUCGGUUCAUUUGUCGAUGUUAUGAAGGAAUUUCAGGUAACAUUUGAUAUUUGUGUCAGAGAGAACUUUAUUUAUUUGUUUAUGACCAGUGAUUUUUCACAAAAGUUUUUAAAACAACCUUUUGGCUAAUCAGAGGGAAAGUUUUUAUUGUGAAAGAAUAUGCACAAUUGAAAAAACAAAUGUGCCUAAAAUAACCUGAAUUUUCAAGUCUAUAUAGUUAUAUAUGAAAUUCAUUGAUGAUGAUAAUGAUAUAUGCUGAUAAUAAAAUUGUUUUGAAUCUUGCUGGUAGGAUAUGAACAAAACUUAGCAUUAUAAAAUUACGUGUAUUUCUUUUUAAUUUAUUUUAAAUUUAACAAACAUUAAAGAGAAGUUAGUAUAGAUUUGAAGGGUUGUGCAUUUGUGUGAUGCUGUUUGUAUUUAAUUUUCAGAGAUCUAGUUUUAUUGAUUCGCUUACAAAUUCAACAUUUAGAAUUUAUACUUACUAUUUAAACAAUCACCAUUUGACCUUUCGCUGUUUAAACUCUUGCCUGUUUGAGAGUUGUAUAUAGUUAGUGUGUGAAACCAAUGUGUUUUGAUAAAUCUCCUUUCUGUAUUGAGAUAAAAAUGUCUGUUGUGUAUUCAAUAUGAUAGUGCCAGCGUUUUGUUCAAAACAAUGUAUUGAAUAAUUUCUAUGUGUGUAUGGUGAAUUGUUGUUGAGCCAUCAGCAUUUCACAAUUAGUGUUGAUUCUGUGAUUUUAAACAUUUGCUGGCAUUGCUUAGAAUAUGUAUACACAAAUAAAAUAUGUCUAACACCAAA